This is a messenger RNA of Microplitis demolitor, 1795 nucleotides long. It is a transcript of the gene grp, whose product is annotated as serine/threonine-protein kinase grp. The transcript has 6 exons. NCBI's taxonomy places the organism in Eukaryota, Metazoa, Arthropoda, Insecta, Hymenoptera, Braconidae. Gene Ontology annotation, biological process: protein phosphorylation; mitotic G2 DNA damage checkpoint signaling. The record is from RefSeq and is a predicted model, not a curated record. Gene Ontology annotation, cellular component: cytoplasm; site of double-strand break; nucleus. Gene Ontology annotation, molecular function: ATP binding; protein serine/threonine kinase activity. The coding region runs from base 300 to 1715 and encodes 471 amino acids.
UGGUGGCUGGUGAUCUCCUCUCGUUCUUUCUUCGUCGUUAGCGGCAACGGUUAUGCCGUUUAGCGAUCGAUUUCUCCUGUGUAAUUGUUUCUAAAUCGUACUAAUACUUAAAUAUUUAAUAUAUAAUCAUUAAUUAAUCCCGUUUAAUAAUGACAGCUAAUUAAUUGUAAUUAAAUACUCGAGAUUACGUAACAUUAUAGCGUUUAUUUAAUCGUUUAAUUGAACCUAUAACCAAAGCCACGUGUUCCUCGUGUCCUGACAUUUUUUAUCUACAAGUCAGUCAGGUAUGCUGAUACAUUAUGGCAGAGGGACGAGAGAGGAAGACAGAGUUUGUAGAAGGAUGGUAUCUUGGGCAUACUCUUGGGGAAGGAGCCUAUGGGGAAGUAAAGUUAGUAAUAAACAAAUCAACCGGUGAAGCGGUAGCUAUGAAGAUGAUUAACUUGAAAAAACAUCCAGAUGCACGUCAAAAUAUCCACAAAGAGACAACGGUACAUCGUAUGCUAUCGAACCCCCACAUAAUCCGAUACUUCGGGCAGCGAAGCGAGCCGACUAUGGAGUACAUUUUUCUCGAGUAUGCAUCGGGGGGCGAAUUGUUUGAUAGAAUAGAACCGGAUGUCGGUAUGCCCAUGCGAGAAGCCCAGAAAUAUUUUCGCCAGCUGAUAACCGCCGUCGAGUAUCUCCACUGUCGAGGGGUCGCGCAUCGCGAUUUGAAACCCGAAAAUUUACUUCUUGACGAGAUGGACAACCUCAAGAUCACGGACUUCGGACUGGCGACGGUCUACCGUCUCCAGGGUAAGGAACGUUGCCUAGAAAAACGUUGCGGCACUCUUCCCUACGUCGCCCCCGAGGUUCUCGUGAGACCCUACCACGCGGAGCCCGCGGACAUCUGGUCCUGCGGAAUAAUUCUGGUGGCUCUGCUAGCCGGUGAGCUGCCAUGGGACGAGGCAGAUGCUAAUUGUCCGGAGUACAAAGCCUGGAGGGAAGCAAGACACCUGGAACUCACACCCUGGAAGAAAAUUGACAGCACCUCGCUCAGUUUGAUACGGAAGAUUCUUAACCAUUCACCAUCCUUGAGGAUCAAAAUUCCAGAUAUUAAAUUACACCGUUGGUACCUGAAUGAUUUAGACAAAGAAACUACUGCGAGUAAUAUCGAUGGCGCGGAAAGAAAAUUAAAAAUAAAACGGUACAGUGAUGAAGAUUGUAACAACAGAGUAUGUCUCUCUCAACCGGAAUUCCCGAGCGUAAAUUCAUCUGUUCAUAUAAACUUGGACGAGCGACCGGGUUUCUCGUUUUCGCAACCCGCUGCUCUGGAGGAUUUACUUUUGUCAACUCAACCGGUUCAAAAUACCCAAAACUCUACUCAAAACUCGUUCCAGAAAUUGGUGAGACGGAUGACGAGGUUCUUUGUUAAGACUGAUUGUGAUGAAACUGUCACGAGACUUAUUGAUAUAAUUAAAAAACAAAAUUAUACUUAUCGGAUAAAUGAAACUGGAAUUGUGACAAUAUCGACGGUAGACAGAAGGAAGAUGCCAUUGGUAUUCAAGGCCAUAAUUGUAGAAAUGGAUAAUCAAAUUCUAUUGGACUUCAGACUGUCAAAGGGAGACGGUUUGGAAUUCAAACGACGGUUCGUUAUCAUAAAGGAAGCCCUUGAAGACGUUAUUGUUAGAGGACCGGUAACUUGGCCACUUGCUGUCGCGACUCAAUCGAUGCCGUAAUUUAAUAAAUUUAUAUUCAUUAUUUAUUUUAUAUUUUUAAGUAUUCACAUGCAUUCAAUAAAAAAUAUUUUUUGUAUCGA